GAUCGCGGAUACGCGUUACUUUUUCAGAUCUGCGACAGAUCGUCGAGAUAUCGCUAGAAUCGCACACUGUCGCUGUAAUCGAUUAUCGUACUUCACUAUUCACUUGUCACGUGUCUUCGUGUAUCGAUGCGCGGCGUAACGAAUUUUUCCUGGCCAGCCUAUCGCUCGUGCCAAAAACGUUUUUGGAGUCGGUUUCCGGAUCGUUCGAAAUGAUUCACGAGUGUUAAUCAACGUGUACGAUGCGUUCGCGAUCUCGUACGUGGUGAACACUUUGAUUCGUAGCAUGACAGUGACAAACAACGAUUGUGUCGAAGUAAUCGAAGAAAUUGGCGAAUCAUAGACGGUUCGCGAGUGCUUUGAAAAAUUUGUUUGGCAAAAGUUAAACAGCACAAGGUCGAUCAACGUCGAACGUGGUUACGAUGCGUUGCGAGAAACGAUUCACGAUCCACUGGCGUCCGCGCCACGGGUAACUGUCAACCGUGGGAUUUCACGUGUCUCGGGCGCGCUGUUCGGGCGACAGAGACGUUCUCUCGAUGGGAAAUCCAAUGAUCGUGCACGAGAGAUCUAUGAACGGGUGCAAAGUAUCGGAGAAAGGAUCGGAAGGAGCUCAAUACCAAGAGAAUCAUAUCGGAAUACGAAGGGGACCUCGAACGCGCGACACGUGCGACUUCGAAUUAGAAAAAGUAAACACGCGUUCGGCCAGGUGGCGCGGAAUGUCGUUGCUAUAUCGAUGUGCGGACUCCCGCGCGCAGGAUUCAAGCAGAAAAGCAAGUAAAACCUUGGCAAACGAUGCUCACCGAAAAGAAGCGAACGACGCAUCGGUGCAUUGGCAUUCGUUUUUAAGACCUACGUUUUAGCAAAUCCCGAGGAAAUGUGAAACGCGCGAAGAAAUAAAGUUUCAUAAAGCCGCGGUGAAUACACCUAAAGGAAACUAUAAAAAUGAACCAAAAAAGUAGAAAAGGGCAAACAAAAGAGAAGCAGGAAAGAGAAGAUAAAGGUGUGUAAACGAUGAGGAAAGGGAGGAAGGUGGAAGCACGUCUAGCGAUUCGCGACAGAAAACGAACUUUGGGGUUUCGUAGCGCUCUCGCUGCUUGUUGUUGCUGGCGUGAUUCAAAUUUAAAGCGAUGUUUACCCUCCGAUCUAUGCGCAGCACACCCCACAACGCAACUAAUGCGAGCUACAUGGUUGCGUGCAUGGAUUUCGAGAUCCUCUAUGACUUUAUUCUAUAUAUGCUUCUUAGAUAAUAAUUGAGAGGCUGGAACGAUAGAUGGUGUAAAUAUUAAAAAGAUGACGUCGAUUCUCUCAACGUCAUUCGAUCUAUUAAGAAUAUGGUAACACCGUCGUAAAAUGUAAAAUAAAAUAAAAUUUAAUAUAAGCUACAUUAAUCGAAUGGUGUAACGUGUAAUAUUGAAAAUAGAAAUUUGACAAUUAUAAGAAUAUCUAUGAAAUCUUUGCGAAACGAUAUGUUUGAAUUUGCUUUGAUACGUCACACACGAAAAUCGUAUUUUCUCAUCUUACAGUAGAAACCUACGAACGAGAGAUCGAAGUACGUAGAAUUGACAAACUUUUUAAAACGACAAGCUUCGAUUUUCUCUUCCCUACGAUUACUAACGAUUGUUACCAAUGUUACCUUCUACCCUAAUCAAAAUAUGAUUACCUAUUUCUAUUUCGUUUCCAUUACACCGUUUUAAUCGUAGUUACUCGUGUAAUAUUUAAAUCCAAAUUGGAUACCUGUUGGUCAAGCGUUGAUCUCGAUGUAUAAUUUUUACCUACUACGAUCAAUGCACAUUAGGAAAACGAAACGUUCGCUCCUAUGAGAUUCUACUUUCAAAGAAAAACAACUUCCGAAUUCUUCCAAACAAAUAAAAAGAAAGAGAAAAGA
Molecule: messenger RNA, 1882 nt
Organism: Bombus impatiens (common eastern bumble bee)
Lineage: Eukaryota; Metazoa; Arthropoda; Insecta; Hymenoptera; Apidae
Exons: 4
Coding region: 534-857 (107 amino acids)
Source: RefSeq, a predicted model, not a curated record